GAAACCGUCCUCUCCGUAUUCGUCGCUGGUUGCCUCGCAACUGGCGAGACGAGUGUUGCGACAGCGCGGCCGCAGCGCCGCCGCCAGUCGCCGCCCCGAGCCCGCGCCGCCAGGUCGCGCUCACGCAACUCGCCUCACACACACACACACACCGAGUGCAUUCAUCCCAAACGUUCCGAAUUCAAAACUCGAGUGCAAUAAGUGAAUCGAAAAGUGCAUGUGCCCAAGUGACUAGUGUCUCUCUGAUUGUAACUGGCCAGUGUUUGUGCUUGUGUUCUCUGUUCAAACUUGGAAUUUUAACGGAGUUGCCUUAAAAGAGAUUGAUAUUGGAUUGAAGUGCAUCACACAUACUUUGGGUCAGUAAGCCGCUUAAGAGAUUUCUUCUUCUGAGAGCCAUGCCUCGCCGGAAGGGCGCGUUGAGGUAGUGUCCGCUAGAUGGCGGCGGUGAGCCCGGCGAUGUUCCGGCCCGGCGGCGGUCUAGAUCCGUACUCUACACAAAGGAUAAGUGACAACGCAGAGAGCACGCGGUCAAAGAAAUGGUCGUCGAAGUUGAAGCUGAACACUUCUGGCAGCAGCAAAUCGCCGGACAAGUCUCCGGACAGUCUGUACAUGUACGGGACGGUCAGCGCGCCGGGCGGCUCGUCGCUGUCCAAGUCCAUGAAGUACGCGGAGACGUGGCUGUACGGGUCGGUGCGCGCCGCCGCGCCGCCCGCGCGCCCCAGCGUCUUCUCCGCCUACUCCGACGUCUCGGGGCCCGUCCUCAUCAGCACACCGCAGAAACCGACUCCCCACAACUACGCCGUCAUACUAUGUUCCUGUCCCGAAUACCUGAACGGCACCAAGAAAAGCAGCUCUACCAAAGUCAGUAUAUGUAAGAAAUGUAAGGGAUCUCGACUGCCUCUCACCAUUGCUGACAGCCCGCGGCUGCUGGUCGGGGGCACGGUCAGAGGCCCACAGGUCACCAGGGAUGCUAAUGGUAUGAUGAGAGCGGGGACUGCUAGAAUCCCCAGCACUAAGUCGAGGCCAUCUAUACUUAAGCAAGGAGGAGAAACUGACCCGUAUGACUUGAUGCGAAGGAGCAGGCUGGCACCUCCUCAUGAAGCUCGGAUAGGGAGUCAAUUUUCUACGAGUCGGUCCAGGGCCAAGAGCAUAAGCCCGUGUAGAAUGAAAAAUAAGAGACCGAGUCCAGACACCCUGAGAAAGAGUAGAAGUAAAUCGGUGGCCAGGGUGAACAACAUUUGGGUAGAGGAAGAAGAAGUGAGCUCUAAUGAACCAAAAAAAUCUAUUUUAUCGUGUGACAUAAAUCCUUACGAUUUAGUGAAACCAAGUUCCACGAUGAAGUCCCUGGCUGAAAUUGAAUUUGACGAUGAUUAUGGUGAUAUUUUGCAUGACACAUUAAUUAAAAAUGAAAAUUUAAAGUCAUUGAAUAAAUCUAAAUCUGAAACAAAUAUAAAAGCCAUUAGUGGACAAAGAAUUCGUGUAGUAAAUGAAACUAAAUCUAGCAGUGUAAAUGAAGUAUCAAUAUACGAUCCUAUUAAUCUUAAUUACGAUCUCAGCCAUUAUGAACUCAAAACUCAAGAAAUACCAUCAUCACUAUCAUUACCAAAUAUUAAAUCCGAAAACAAGAAGUCAGUUUCUUUAAGUAAAAAUACAAGCAAGAAGGUACUGAAUAUUUCUUCGAACAAUAGAACUAAACAAAAGAGUGUAUCACCAAAACGACCACCUAGAAGAGCUAGAAAUAUAAAAACUGACGAUGACAGUGAAAGUGAUAAUCAAAGAAUGCCUGAAAGAAAUUACGUUCGUAAAUCAAAUAACGAUACAAUAAGGCUUACUAAAUCCAGAAAUCAAAAUAACGAUACGAUAAAAUCUAUUCUGAAGAAACCUAGGAACUACGAUUUGGUUGAGAACACACAUAAAUCAGAAUCUUCUGAAACUUCAUUUGAAGGCAAAAGAAUUUAUUCAUCUCAGUUUUAUAUUCCAAAGCCUAAUGAUAAGACUGUCACAACUCAAUCGAGUACAAUUCUACAACGAAAGAGAGUGCAGUUCUUGGUUGAAAAUGAGGAAACCAAGAUUAUUUAUACUGCCGAGUUCAACUUGCAGGAAAACACUGUACGUGGCAUUCCCGGUGAUGUUCACAUUGAAAAUGAAGAGGAUAUUAUCGCAGAGGGCGAUGUUGUCAGCCAUAGUUUAGGUCAUUUAGAUGAAGCUGAAAUAUCCGAUAUCAUUAACCAAGAAGUAAGUGGUAAUGAUAGUGGAGUGUAUGAAGAUGUCCAUUUGAGUAAUGUGACUGAAAAUACUGUACUGGAUAAUAGUGUGCAACUAACGGAACAAAGUCAUGUGAAAUCGUCGGAUAUUCAAAAUUCAGAGAUCCCUGAAGAUAAUAAUGUCCCGAAAGUACCAGUACUACGUCGGUCGGAGUCUGAAAGAGUAACACCAACAGUUUCAGUAUCUCCACCAAAGUUCUUGGAUACCAUGGCAUUGAGGCCUAAACCAAAACAUUGCCACACGAGUCAAGUGUUUUUAGUGACUUCUAAUGAUACUGAAUUUUAUAAUAACAGUCAAGCAUCAAAAUCGUACAUACAAAAUGCAGCUAUUCAUCAUGAAACGUUGACAUUCCCGACCAGUAAUGAAAGUUCAGUCAUUGAUUCUGGUAAUAUAAGUGACAGCAGUGACAUAACAAGAAACGUUUUAAAACAUUUAAGACGUGGUAUAUCCGAGUCACCCGAUCCACCUCCUAGAUUGAAAUGUAAAGAUAGGUUGAAAUCAAAAAAGAAUAAUUACGUCAAGACACGUUUUAUUCGAAACAACUCCAACAGCUCUACCAGUGACGAAUGGUCUGACGCAAAUGACUAUGAUCAAAAAACAGUACUGAGAGUUAAACAAUUUGAUUCUGGAGAACCUGAAGUAACGAAUAUUUUACCCAGCGAUGAAAAAACUGAAAAUGAGCCACGCAAAACAUCAAUUCAAAUAAAUGGAAACGAAUGUUAUUCAACAAUGAAUGUAAAUAGUGACACUCCGAUUUAUUUAUCAUCUGUGGUCGUAAAUGAAGAUUACGGUAAUGCUUGUGAUACUUAUCAGUCUGGUACUACUGUGACCAUUAGUGUUGGCACUCCACAAAAGGAAAUUAAAAAGACAAAGAGUCAAAUAUAUAUAGGCGCAAAUCUUUCUAACCAUGAUAAUGAGAAAAUUGAAGAAGCAAAUACUUAUGAAGAAUAUUGCAACGAUACAAAUAAAAAUAGCUCUAGAUCUGAAACAAAAAGUUUUGAUAUCAAUGAUAUUACUUCAAUUCUUAAUGAUCCUGUAGAAGCAGUGAAACGUAAUUUGAUUCCACAUGUUUGUGGUAAGAAGGAAACUGACUUAGACAAUACCUCUCUUAAUCACAGUGACAUUGAAGAAAAGUCACCUGAGGGUUUUGUCGCCAAACUUUUUGAUGACCCUUUCUUUGGCCACUUAGCUGAAGGCCUUGAUUCUGAUCUUGUUAAGAAACUAAUUGAGAACUCUUUAAUAAAACUUCAAGAGACUAAGAGCCAGGAAGGAGCAGAGAGUGCAAUAACCAUUGAGAAGUUGAUAGAGAGUUCGCUGAAAAAUAUGAAAAAGGAAGAUAUUUCCAAGUGCAAAGAAAAAGAAAGCGAAGAGAAUCAACAGCCUGAAACUAAUGGUACCAACGACGAGUCUGAAAAUCCAGAAAAUGACACGUCAGUUGACAAUGAAAACAACUGCUCUGCUCCCUAUGAAAGUAUGGAGUAUGAGAGCGGUGCUGUAGGAGUGUUUUCGGAUUUGGAGCCUAUGUCUGAUUGUUAUAAUGCAUCAGCUAGUGAACUUUCCACUGAAGACGAUACUAACUCCACAAGAUCCAAAUUUUAUCAAAUGCUGGUCGAUGCAGCGCUAUGUGACAUUGAAAUAGCGAACAACACCGAUGACGAUCAUCACUACGAAUCGAUACGUCUAAACAGUGACCCGAUUUAUGAAGAAAUUUGUGAUAUGCCGCCGCCUUUACCAAUCAACCCUCCGCCGUUAUCAUUGACUCAUGUCGACGAUGAAAAACGAAAUGGUUCACGCUCAAUCUUUGAAGGUGCCUCUAAAUAUGAUAUUUUAUCCUACUUAGUCGAUGCCAAAGAAAGAGGUAUCGAUGACGAAGACACAUACAUAACCACUUAUGUGUGUGAAAGUGACAAUAACUCUGUUAUACUUCAAGAAUCGAAGGAGUCCAGCCGAUCUGGUCAAAUCAUAGAUUCUCAUCUUAGCAGCAAUACAAGUCAACUAUCAAACGCGUCUGACUCUAGCGAAGAUAACUCAUUAAUCAUCAACCACGACAGUUUAGAGAAGUCUCUUGUUUGUAAGAAAACAUCGGCAGAAAUUGAAAGGAAUGAUUCUGGAGUUGGUUCAGAAACCAGUAAAUCAUCAAGAAGUAGGUUGCAAGGGAAAAACUCACCUUGUAAUACUGUUAAUGGAUCAGAUACUCCAAUACAUCUCUGUGAGGACUGUGAUACUGCUGUGGAGACUCAAGUAACUGAACAAGGGUCUUUGUAUGCGCCACUAGUAUGUCGAAAAUGUGCCAAGAAAAGAGCAGAAAGGAAGGAAAUAUUAACAGAAAUAGUCGAAACUGAAGAAAAAUAUGGCCGUGACUUGCAAAUAAUUCUGGAGGAGUUUUACAAGCCCAUGCUUGUGGCUGGGUUGUUGAACCAGGAACAACUUAGUGCAAUAUUUCUAAACGUUGAAGAGUUAAUUGAGAACAAUCAGGUUUUAUCAGAGAAAUUGAGAGAUGCUCUUGAGAUCGCAGUUGAGCAGGGCGAUGAGGACCUUCUAACAGUGAACGUGGGCAAGAUUCUUCUGGAAUGUUCUGGAAUGCUGACCGCGUUCCAAUCCUACUGCGUGAAGCAAGCCGGCGCCGCGCUGCUAUUGGCUGGGCUCGAGAAAGAGAAGGAGCUACUCAGGAUAUUCCUCCGAGUCUCUCAGAUGGAGAAUGUUGUGUUGCGCCGAAUGAACCUCAACUCUUUUCUAAUGGUACCAGUGCAGCGCGUCACCAAGUACCCUCUUCUCCUAUCCCGACUAUACCGAGCGACGGCUGCCUGCGCAGCCGAGCGCGACGACGUCAAGGCGGCCCAACGUUGCGUGGAGUCUCGUCUCCUAGAGAUGAACGCGGCAGCAGCGGCGGCCGCGGCGGCGGCCAGAGACGUACCGCUGUGGCGCCGUCUGGCGGCGGCGAGGCGAACUGCGCACGACCUGCAUGUGGCUGAUAUCAGGCUGAGGAAGAUGGCGGUUGAUGUGCUGGACUGGAACCAUGAUGACGCACGGUUCGCGAUGGAAGGCAAGCUGCUGUUCACUCUGCCCAACGACAACAACUGGCGGAAGGGGCGCACGAUCAAACUCACGCCGAUCAACGCACUUUUGGUUACCAACGGAAAGCCAACGAUAACGCACAAAACGAACGAGAUUCGCGAGACGCGCGAGGCCCGCGACCGAGAGGCGAGAGAGAGAGAGAACGAUGCACUAUUCGCACGCAGCGGAGUGAGAGAGGCGGCACUACUGCUCGUGAGGGAGAAGGCAGGAAGAUACACGCUGCAGAGGGAGCCACUGUUCCUGGACAGAUGCGUCGUGGCCGCCGAUCACGAGCCCGAACAUUUCUUCGAGGUUCACGAGAUUACUACUAAGGAUUCGUAUAUUUUUAAGGCGGAGGAGAGUUCCCGGACGCGCACGUGGUACCGCCAGCUGCAGUAUCACGCGCAGGGCGCGGGCGCGUGGCGCAAGCGGCGGAACGCGCUCGCCAACAUCAUGAUCAACCCGAUGCUGACGCGGAAUUGACAUGCGCCCGUAUUACCCGACCAAAUUCAGAUGACGCUGGGUGAAUGAAGAAAUUGAUGUUUUUUGCGGCAACUUAUCUUAUUAGAAAAUUUGGCAAUUUGUUAUUUACUUAUUGAAAAUUUGGUAAAAGAGUGAAGUGCUGUAAAACAAAAUAUUCUAGAGCAGAAAUUGUUAAAUUGAUUGCGUUUAAAAUGCAUUUAGUUUUCUCCCAAUUUUAAUGUACUUAACAUCAUGGGGAGUCGAUUAUGGAUUAUUUUUUUGUCAGCAAAUGUUUGUUUAAGUGA
This is a messenger RNA of Plutella xylostella (diamondback moth), 6086 nucleotides long. The record is from RefSeq and is a predicted model, not a curated record. NCBI's taxonomy places the organism in Eukaryota, Metazoa, Arthropoda, Insecta, Lepidoptera, Plutellidae.